Molecule: messenger RNA, 4757 nt
Organism: Conger conger (European conger)
Lineage: Eukaryota; Metazoa; Chordata; Actinopteri; Anguilliformes; Congridae
Product: LON peptidase N-terminal domain and RING finger protein 2-like
Exons: 12
Coding region: 663-3050 (795 amino acids)
Molecular function (GO): protein binding
Source: RefSeq, a predicted model, not a curated record
UCCAGGAAAACUGAAGUACGUACUCGACACACAUCUCGGUAUCAUUCCUAACAUCAAUAUGGACUAGCUAUAUAUGUGAGCCGGGCGUUUUCAUUUAGUUUGCUUACUUAGCUCGUGCGAGCAAACUUAAUAUUAGCAUAGGCUACUGCAGAUAUGUUAUUUUUACUCUUAAGGUAACAUACUUAGAGGAUAGCUAGUUCAUCCGUGUAGCUAACUUAAGGUCAUACCUGAUUUAAUUACGUUAGCAAGCUGUCAUAAUAUGGCAAGCAGUGUUAUUGAUCAUUGUGCUUCAGUAGAACUGAAUAACGUUACUUAAACUAGUUGAUGCUGUAUGCUAGCUAGCGCCUUUGCCCCUUUUGAUGAACCUCUAUCAUCGUGAUUGAUAAAGCAUGUUUUGCUUCCGAUAGUGAAGGUACCGACAGACGCUCGAUUAGUACAGAUGUAAAUAAGACGAAAUGUCUUCGUUAGCGAAGUCAAGAUACUUGUCGAAGGAAGGCCUAGGCUUAGUUCACUUUUCUACAGUUAGCUCGCUAACUUAACUUAAUGUAUAUUUCAGAAGGGAGCGAUUUUGUAAUGCCAAGGAUCAUGGCGUUUCCCCAGUUUUUAUCGACGGUCAGGUAAUUUUAUUUGGGACGUCAGAUAAAUUGUAUUAGAAGAAGAUAAUGGAGACUGGAAUCCAAAACCAUACAGAAGUAUUCGCACACGAAGCUUCCAAACGCGGAGUUGUGUGUCUAUGUCCAGAAAUGCUGGAGGUAGCAGAGGAGGCUUGCAGGGCAGGAGUUUACGACUUCACUGGAGAGAUAUAUGCUUCUCAGCUCGCAGAUUUCCCUCAGCUGGAUCGGGGACUCUGUUUGCGCAAAGCGGACGCGCUUGCUAGAUGCGGACGCAUUGCCGAAGCUCUAGACUUUUAUUGUGUCGCUGCAAAGCGGAACAGACUCUGGCCAGAUGAACUUGGACACCUAGUCGAAAGUAUUGCGCGCAGUCUACGUGAAAAAGAAUUGGUUGUAGGGGGAGAGUUUAUUUACAAAAAAAGCGUAAAGUCAAACAGUUUUCAGGAGAGAGGGGCCAAUACAAAUUGCAAAUCGAGCGGUGGUGGGGGCAUUGAGGGUUUUGGAGAUGUGCUUGAGGACAAGCAGUCCUUAGACCUGUUUUCAUGUUGCCUUUGCAAGUACUUACUGUCAGAACCCGCUACUUUACAGUGCGGACAUACAUUCUGCAAACGAUGCUUAGAGGAUGACAGCGUUACCGAAUGCACAAUCUGCAAGUUUAAAUUGCGAAGAAAGAACGGACAGUCGCAUAGCAUAUGGCUUACAGUAAAUGUGAUCCUCUGCAGUUUGUUAGACAAAUGGUUCGAUUCCGAAAGUAAAGCAAGGCGAUCCUGGCAAGAGGGACAACACUUGUGGAAGAAGGGGGACCUCUCCAACGCCUUGGAGAAGUAUGACAAAGCAGUGGAACUAGUUCCCUCUGACUGCAGCCUGAUUGGCCAGCGUGCUGAGCUCCACAUCGAAAUGAAGAACUUCACUCAGGCCAUUCAAGAUGGGGACAGCAUGUGCCGACUCAGACCCCUGUGGCCCAAGGCCCACUGCACGAAGGCUGCAGCCCUGACGGCUGCUGGUCUGAAAGAAGAAGCCCUGCAGGAAUACCUCCUCUGUGUGGCCCUGUGGCCUGAGUGGAGCUCCGCCAAGCUGGAGGCCCAGAAGAUCCUGAGUGAGAUGUUCUCCUUGGUGUUUGAGAGAGAUGGUCUGCUCACUCCACUGCGACCUCACCAGGCUCCUCCCCUUUCUCUCCCCCUCAAGUCUUCCUUCCUUCUGGGCUCCCUCUGCCCAACUACUCAUAGCCACAGCCUGGAGGCUGGUUCCUCCCAGAGUCAGGGGUCAGGGGUCGCCCAAUGUGAUGGUAUCAGUAGCCCAGGUGGGCUGGAUCUCCUGAAGUCCCAGUCAGCUCUGAGUAUACUACAGUCCUCCUUCAAGGACACCCAGACCCUAACCUCCAUCCUCUCUGGGCUGCCUGCUCCCCCAAGCCUGAAGAGGAAAUGUCCCAGUGACCCCCUGGGCUGCACUCACCCCCCCACCAAAGUACUUAAACCAGGUGUUUCCUGCGUUCCUGUGCAGUCUGGGGUCCGGGAGGUGCCCCCCCAGUCGAUUGACAGCGCUGAUAUGGAGUGUCCCCUCUGUAUGAGGCUGUUCUAUGAACCAGUGGCCACGCCCUGUGGACACACCUUCUGUCUUAAGUGCCUGGAGCGAUGCCUCGACCACAACCCCAGCUGCCCCCUGUGCAAGCAGAGUCUGUCUGAGUAUCUGGCCACGAGGGGAUAUCAGAAGACAGUAUUGCUGGAGGAGAUUCUGCAGCGCUUCCUUUCUGAAGAGCUCAAUGAGAGGAAGAGGGUCCAUGAGGAUGAGCUGAAAGAGCUGAAAGACCUCAACCAGGAGGUGCCCAUCUUCGUCUGCACGAUGGCGUUUCCCACAAUCCCCUGCCCGCUGCACGUGUACGAGCCGCGGUACCGGCUCAUGAUCCGCAGGUCCAUGGAGACGGGCACCAGGCGCUUUGGGAUGUGCAUCGCUGAUGAGCUCAACCAGGGGUUUGCGGAUUUUGGCUGUAUGCUGGAGGUCCGGGAUGUGAAGCUCUUCCCAGACGGCCGGUCGGUGGUGGACACCGUCGGAGUGUCGCGCUUCCGAGUGCUGAGCCACGGACUGAGGGAUGGGUACCACACGGCCAAGAUCCAGCACCUGGAGGACCACAAGGUGGAGGGGGAGCAGCUAACGGAGCUGGUGAAGCUACAGGACUCUGUGUACGAGCAGGCAGCAGCCUGGUUCUCCUCCCUCAAAGAGAACCUCAAGACCCAGAUCCUCAGCCAUUUUGGAAACCUGCCAGCCAAAGACCCCGAUCCACAGGGCAGUCCCGAUGGGCCGGCGUGGGCCUGGUGGCUCGUGGCCGUGCUCCCCCUGGAGAGCCGCGCCCAGCUCACCAUCCUGUCCAUGACCUCCCUGAAGGACCGCCUCCACGCCGUCCGCCGCGUCCUCCUCUUCGUGUCCCGCAAGCGACUGCGGUGACGUCCUCUCUCCAGGGGGCGAACCGAACUGCCGCCCUGCCUGAUCUCAGCAGCCGCUUGCAGAAGCGGACGUGACUGAUGCUGAUGCCGGGUUUACUCACGCAGAGUGCCCGAUGGUCGUUGGGCCAUGAGGAGCCUCUGACCGGGCUUGCUGCUGAGGUGCUGUGGUGUUUACACAUCACUACUGCGGUCCUGGAAGCAGCCCUGGCACACACAGCCUUCCCCAGGUGAUAUUUUACAGCCUGGAGGGUCUGGGCCCAGCUCUGCAGAGAACAUUACUGCACUCUGUACAUGUUCACACUGUUCAUGGUCACACUCAUCACUUGGAGGCAGCCCGUAGCCUAGUGGCUAAGUUGCUUGACUGGGACCCAGAAGUUUGGUGGUUCAAGUCCCAGUAACUGAGUCAAAUUGAAGGCACAAAAAUGACAUACAAGACUCCUAAAAGUGAACUUAAACUUGAAGAAUCGGUGUAACUGCACAGGGGUUCAUACGUUUCUGAAAAAAGGACCUAAAGUGGAACGUAAAUCAUCGCUCAUCUGGUGUUCACUGGCCCCCGACUGGGCCACUUCAUUCUGCGGUUCAUAUCGUCGGGGCCGGUGUUUGAACUUUCACCAGUAACCGUAGAAUAAAAAGUUGGGUAAAAUAUGUCAACGCAUUAUUAUGUACCCUCUGCAGAUAUUUGCACAAAGUUACAUCAACUGCAAUAAGAUGACUGAAAUGUAAUGACUAAAUACGGAAACAUUCCGAAUCACUCGACUGUUUGAGGAGCUACACAUCCUUGGCAUCCAUUUUAAAGAUGUGAUUUGAAACCAAUGGAAGGAUUUCCUUGUCUGAUGCUGUGUUUUGAUUGGUUUCAGUCAGUGUGUUAUUGGCUGUUCCUGUUAGACCCAGUGGUUUCCUGAGGUGUUUGCCUGUCAUUUUGAUUUGAGAUGGUGCUCCACCAAACUCGUAAACUUGACUGAGUAGUUCAGUGGCUGUCAGUUUAGUGACACAAUGUGUCCACCGCUGCUCAUCCCCACAUACUGCCCGUCAAACUGCUGCUGAGUUUGGUGAGAUACUCUGAAUCUCUUGAGCCGUCUCUGUAGGAACAGAAAGUACACAGGUACAGUGCCUGGUUGGAUUGGCUGUUUAUCUCUCCAGUUUAAGAGCAAAAAACUCUGUCAUUAAUAUUUCUGUCAUUAUGUCAUCCUCAUAAAAUGCUUUCUUUAUAAGCUAACCUGGGGGAGUAACAUCCCUGUCCUGAUGUUCCUACAGAUACUCAACAUCAAAAGGUUGCCUCAUUUGAAUUAUUUUCAAAGAGGUCAGGUAUUUGUGGAAAGUACAUGUAAUCUCAAAUCGGUGAUUCUCAUUGGAAGGUCAUUCUUUCACAGAUCACUGUAAAGAAAUGAAGUGAGUAGCAUGCUGAAAGAAAGUGGUGAUUGUCAUUUCUCUACUUUUCUGCUUGGUAGGAUGUCUAUCACUUAAACAUUUUUGUUUUUACAAAAAAUGUUGAUAUAGUGGAGUUUGCACAUUUCUGUCAGAGUCGUUUAUGGUUUCAGCUUUAGUAAAAAGCUUUAGCUACCCAUGCAGUGUGUUUAUUUGGUUUAGCUUGCUUAAGUGAACAGAUAAAGCUGUUUUGCGUGCUUGUAGGUCAUUCUACAAACUGAGCUGAUUCCCCCACUCUCUAUGACAUUAAGCUUUUUUCAUUUUCUGUUGGGUCAUCACACAA